This is a messenger RNA of Labeo rohita (rohu), 1538 nucleotides long. It is a transcript of the gene rras2, whose product is annotated as RAS related 2. Gene Ontology annotation, biological process: signal transduction. Gene Ontology annotation, molecular function: GTP binding; GDP binding; GTPase activity. NCBI's taxonomy places the organism in Eukaryota, Metazoa, Chordata, Actinopteri, Cypriniformes, Cyprinidae. The record is from RefSeq and is a predicted model, not a curated record. The transcript has 6 exons. Gene Ontology annotation, cellular component: plasma membrane. The coding region runs from base 260 to 868 and encodes 202 amino acids.
UAUCUUCCCCUCAUCUUGCAGCACAGGCAGUCAGUGCCUGGUAGCGAUUUAGACGAGGGCGUAUGGACUUGAGGCAGCAUUUCCCACAGACUGCGGUCGUACUUUUCUCCUCUCCUACGGAUUACCACUGAGUUCACACAUCGCCUAAACGCCGUAUCGCAUUUUUUCCGCUGCAUUUCUCCAUCUGAAGGCCUGUCACAGAGUAAAGUGGCUCGGUGUGCGUGUGUUUAGACAGCGGAGCGAGAGCAGCGUGUCCCCGAUGGCUGGCUGGAAGGACGGCUCAGUGCAGGAGAAAUAUCGCCUGGUGGUCGUCGGAGGUGGUGGCGUCGGAAAAUCAGCAUUAACCAUCCAGUUUAUCCAGUCAUACUUCGUCACUGACUAUGACCCUACGAUUGAAGACUCCUACACAAAGCAGUGUGUGAUUGACGAGAGGCCCGCACGGCUGGACAUCCUGGAUACAGCAGGACAGGAAGAGUUUGGAGCCAUGAGAGAACAAUACAUGAGGACAGGGGAGGGCUUCCUCCUCGUCUUUUCUGUCACUGACCGGGGAAGCUUUGAAGAGAUCUACAAGUUUCAACGACAGAUCUUGAGAGUGAAGGACCGGGAUGAAUUUCCCAUGAUUCUAGUGGGUAACAAAGCUGAUCUUGAGCAACAGAGACAAGUGACCCAGGAGGAGGGUCAGCAGCUCGCCCGACAACUCAAAGUCACAUACAUGGAGGCCUCAGCUAAGAUCCGUAUGAAUGUAGACCAGGCUUUCCACGAGCUGGUCCGAGUCAUAAGGAAGUUCCAGGAGCAAGAGUGCCCACCCUCGCCGGAGCCCACACGCAAAGAGAAGGAUAAGAGCGGCUGCCAUUGUGUGAUUGUCUAAUUGGCUUCUCACUGCCGCCACUCACCCAGCUGCUGUCACCGGUCCCUGCCCCCCACCCUGCCUUUUGACAUCACGUCCUGUGCGGAUGAACUCGCUGCCUUUCUACAUGUGCAUGUCUUCAAAACAGCAGUCUCUCUCAUAGCCUUAUCGGGGGCGUUUGUGCCUCUAGGACUUCACUACUAGAAGAACCAAACUGACAAAAUCUUGAUCGAACUCACCAUUCUACCUUCAACUAGAGUACUGACAUCAGUGUGACCUAGAAUAUGGUAAUCGUGCCCCAACACUAAACAUCGCUUCUUACAAAUUUGCUAUAAAACACACACACACACACGCACACACACAAUUCCUUUUUUUGUAUUUUGAAGGAUUUUUUUUCUCUUGCCUUGUGACAUUUGUACUUUUGCUGAGAUGGGAAGACUAAACGAAACACCAUUGGGAUUGCAGACGACUUUUAGUAGAGUGAGAUGAUGUUAUGAAGCUUUGUGUGUGUGUGUCGUGCCAUAUCUGUUUUUACUUCCAUAUGCUAAGCAGCGAUUGUACAUAAGUGAAGAUUCGUGUGAGUUGAGACCACCUUUAUAAUGACGAAACUCAGUCGCAGAGUACCGUGUGUGAGGUUGACCAGCUUGUUUUGACAUGCAUUAAAACAAUAAUGUACUCGCAGAUAUGUACA